Micromonas pusilla CCMP1545 is the source of this 2400-nucleotide messenger RNA. Its product is annotated as 2-isopropylmalate synthase. Gene Ontology annotation, molecular function: 2-isopropylmalate synthase activity. Gene Ontology annotation, biological process: L-leucine biosynthetic process. The record is from RefSeq and is a predicted model, not a curated record. NCBI's taxonomy places the organism in Eukaryota, Viridiplantae, Chlorophyta, Mamiellophyceae, Mamiellales, Mamiellaceae. Bases 1 to 2274 code for a protein of 757 amino acids. The transcript has 2 exons.
AUGGCGAUGCCGCUCCCCGUCGCGGCCGCGACGCCGUGCGCGACGGCGACGGCGACGACGCGCGCGACCCGCGGCGGAUCGGGACCGCGCGCGUUCGCGCGCGAUCGAUCGCGAAGAGCGAUCGCCCCAUCAUCAUCGCUCGUCCUCCGCGUGACUCGACGAUCGGCGACGGCGGCGGCGGCGGCGGCGAACGGCGACGCCGCCCCGCGACGCGUCGACAUCUACGACACGACGCUGCGCGACGGCUCGCAGCAGGCGCGUCCGACGAACCCCCCCCCCCCGCCGCCGCGAACGAGCGAACGCGUCCACAUCGUCUCCGUCGUCGCGUCGAUUCGAACCCCUGGCAUCGAAUCAGAGUCGCGCGCAUCCCUAACAGAACGAAUGACCGACGGACUCACGCGCUCACCCCCAACCCCCCCCCGCGCGCGCGCGCGAACGCUCCAGGUCGGGAUCUCGCUGACGUGCGACGACAAGCUCGAGGUCGCGUCGCACCUCGUCUCGCUCGGGGUGAGUCACAUCGAGGGCGGCUACCCUGGGUCGAACCCGAAGGAUGUCGAGUUUUUCAACAGGUGGGAUUCCAGCGGCCUCGCGAAAGCGGCGGAGGCGCGCGGCACGAAGCUCUGCGCGUUCGGGAUGACGCGCCGCAAGGGCGUGGAGGCGAAAGACGACGAGGGUUUGAACGCGCUCGUGCGCUGUGUCGCGCCGUGCGCGUGCAUCGUCGCGAAGGCUUGGGACGAGCAGUGCGAGCGGGUGCUGGGCGUGAGCGGCGAGGAGAAUUUGGCGAUGAUCACGGACUCGGUGUCGUACCUCGUCGAACGAGGGAAAGAGGUUCUGGUCGACUGCGAGCACUUCUACGACGGCCACGCCGCGAACGGCGAGUUCGCGAUGCGAUGCGCGGUCGCCGCCGCGGAGGCGGGCGCGACGCACGUGGUCUUGUGCGACACCAACGGCGGGACGUUGCCGUGGGUCGUGGAGGAGAAGACGCGCGCCGUCGUCGACGCGUUGAAAAAGUCCUCCAAUCCGAGCUGCCGCGUCGGCGUGCACACGCACAACGACACCGCGCUCGCGGUCGCGAACUCGCUCGCGGGCGUCAGAGGCGGCGCGUCGAUGGUGCAAGGGUGCGUCAACGGCUACGGCGAGCGCACCGGCAACGCGGACGUCUUGGUCGUCGCCGCCAACCUAGAGCUGAAGAUGGGCGUGACGGCGCUCCCGCCCGGCGGCGUCGCGAAGCUGACCGCGACGGCGGCGGCGGUGGCCAAGGCGUGCAAGCAGCCGCUGGAGGCGAGGCAGCCCUACGUCGGCUCGAGCGCGUUCGCGCACAAGGGCGGCCUCCACGUCGCCGCGCUCGCGAAGAUGCCGAGCUCGUACAACCACGUCGUCCCGGGGACGGUGGGCAACGCCGCGCGGUCGGUCGUCUCCGAACUCUCCGGCCGCGGCAACGUGCUCUCCGCGGCGGUGGCCGCCGGCCGCGAAGUGAGCAAAGACACAGCGGGGAUCGUCCUCGCGCAGAUCAAGGAGCUCGAGAGCAAAGGGUUCGUGCUGGAAGACGCGGGGGCGUCGGUGGACAUCUUGUUUCAGCGCGCGGCCGCGGGGUACAGAGCGCCGUUCAACGUCCUCGAGUUUAACGUCUCGGCGUCGAACAACGCGUUCGGGGGCGUCGUCACCGCGGAGGGAAUGGAGGACGCGAAAGAUUUAGAUUUCGUCGACGACGAUUUCGCGCCUGACGACGAGGACGAGGACGCGGCGUGGAGAGCGACGUCGCUUCGACGCGAGAGCGGGUACAAGCGAGGCACCGUGAGCGUGAACCAGGUGGUCGUCAAGGUGGAGCUCUUGGAGUACGACGACGACGACGACGCGACGGCCGACUCGAAGCCGUCGGCCGCGAAGGCGAUCCGAUCGAGCCGGCGCCGGACCAAGUUGUGCGUCGCCGAGGGCAACGGCCCGGUGAACGCGCUCGCGAACGCGCUUCAGCUCGCGCUCAACGAGCGCUUCCCGCAGCUCAAGCGCAUUCAUCUCGUGGAUUACCAAGUCGAUCUGCUCUCCUCCGAGGGAACGUCCGCGGCGGUGACGCGCGUCACGAUGGAUUUCGUGGACCGCGGCGGCGGCGGGACGUGGCGAACCGUGGGCGCGCACGCGAGCAUCAUCGAGGCGAGCUUCAGGGCGCUGGUGGACGGGAUGGAGUACGGGAUCGCGCAGUGCGGCGCGGACGGGUGCGUCGUGGGAGAAGUGGGAGUAGAGGCGCGGGAGGGGGCGCCGGAGACGACCGCGCGGUGAGCGGAGAGGAGGAGGAGGCGAGAGGAGGGAGCCUUGCUGCUUUUUUGAUCAUCACAACUACCGACGGCCGAAGCGCCGGAGGCGCUGAUCAUCACUGCAGUGCUGAUGUCAUGAAAAGAUUGCAAU